Molecule: messenger RNA, 1611 nt
Organism: Capsella rubella
Lineage: Eukaryota; Viridiplantae; Streptophyta; Magnoliopsida; Brassicales; Brassicaceae
Product: protein DETOXIFICATION 49
Exons: 1
Coding region: 1-1530 (509 amino acids)
Biological process (GO): xenobiotic detoxification by transmembrane export across the plasma membrane
Cellular component (GO): membrane
Molecular function (GO): antiporter activity; xenobiotic transmembrane transporter activity
Source: RefSeq, a predicted model, not a curated record
AUGGCAGCUCCUUUGAUCAUCAAGAACCACAUAGAUCACCGACAAGAUCCGAAUCCAGACCAGAAUCAUCUCUCCUCUUUAAUUCAAGAAGCUAAAUCAAUCGCCAAGAUAUCUCUCCCGAUGAUUUUGACUGGUUUACUUCUCUACUCUCGUUCAAUGAUCUCAAUGCUCUUCCUCGGCCGUCUCAACGACCUCUCUGCUCUCUCUGGCGGCUCUCUCGCGCUUGGAUUCGCCAACAUCACUGGCUACUCUCUCCUCUCCGGUCUCUCUAUCGGCAUGGAACCCAUCUGCGUUCAAGCCUUUGGCGCCAAAAGAUUCAAACUUUUAGGCCUUGCUUUGCAAAGAACCACACUUUUGCUUCUCCUCUGUUCUCUCCCCAUCUCUAUCCUCUGGCUCAACAUUAAAAAGAUCCUUUUGUUCUUCGGACAAGACGAAGAAAUCUCGAACCAAGCUGAGAUCUUUAUCCUCUUCUCUCUCCCUGAUCUGAUUCUCCAAUCUUUUUUGCAUCCUAUCCGUAUUUACCUCCGAUCUCAAUCGAUCACUCUGCCUCUUACUUACUCUGCUUUCUUCGCCGUAUUGCUCCACAUUCCGAUCAAUUACCUUCUCGUUUCUUCCCUCGGUCUCGGACUCAAAGGAGUUGCUUUGGGAGCAAUCUGGACUAAUGUCAACCUCCUAGGGUUUCUGAUCAUCUACAUCGUGUUUUCCGGUGUUUACGACAAGACUUGGGGAGGAUUCUCAAUGGAUUGUUUUAGAGGAUGGGGAUCUCUAAUGAAACUAGCAAUACCUAGCUGUGUCUCGGUUUGUCUAGAAUGGUGGUGGUACGAAAUCAUGAUUCUUUUAUGUGGACUGUUACUUAAUCCGCAAGCAACUGUUGCAUCGAUGGGAAUCUUGAUUCAAACCACAGCUUUGAUCUACAUUUUUCCUUCAUCUUUGAGUAUAAGCGUUUCGACACGUGUUGGGAACGAACUAGGUGCGAAUCAGCCGGAUAAAGCAAGGAUAGCCGCGAGAACGGGACUAGGUUUAAGCCUAGGUUUAGGCUUAUUCGCCAUGUUUUUCGCAUUCAUGGUGAGGAAUUGCUGGGCAAGAUUGUUCACAGAUGAGGAAGAGAUUUUGAAGUUGACUUCAAUGGUUUUACCGAUCAUAGGGCUUUGCGAGCUAGGGAACUGUCCUCAGACCACAGUGUGUGGAGUGUUGAGAGGAAGUGCGAGACCUAAGUUAGGAGCAAACAUAAACUUGUGUUGUUUCUACUUUGUGGGAAUGCCAGUAGCUAUAUGGUUAAGUUUCUUUAAUGGGUACGACUUCACGGGACUGUGGCUAGGUCUGUUCGCAGCUCAAAGCUCGUGCUUGGUUUCUAUGUUGGUUGUGUUGGCUAGGACUGAUUGGGAAGUCGAAGUUGAUAGAGCGAAAGAACUCAUGACUAGAUCAUGUGAUGGUGAAGAAGAAGAUGAUGGAAAUUACACGACGCCGUUUCUGUUGGAUUCUUUGGAUAUAGAAGAAAGUGGGAAUUAUAGGCAUUUGAAUGUGUUUUAGAAACCUUCCUUGGUCUCCUUGUUUUGUUUGAUUUAUUGGCACUAACGAGAUUCGUUUCAUUGUACACUAAUUGAUUAUUUU